Messenger RNA from Macrosteles quadrilineatus (aster leafhopper), 3485 nucleotides. RefSeq names its product lipase member H-like. Gene Ontology annotation, molecular function: lipase activity. Bases 43 to 1320 code for a protein of 425 amino acids. NCBI's taxonomy places the organism in Eukaryota, Metazoa, Arthropoda, Insecta, Hemiptera, Cicadellidae. The transcript is spliced from 7 exons. The record is from RefSeq and is a predicted model, not a curated record.
GGGUACUACAGUUAGUGAGUGGACGUUGAGGAGGUUGCUACCAUGGGCAUCGCAGUGCUGGUGAUAGUACUCUGUUGGAUAUACAAAAUACCAGAUGUCACAUGUUUACCGCAGGCGAAGCCAGAUGAUGCAACUUCUCAAACCGAUAGUUCAGUCAACUUUUACAUAUAUCCUACACCAGAUUCAGUAGACACGCCAAUUGUAGAUGAUCCGAGAGUGCUUCAAGACGGUCAACCCCUUACAAUAGUCAUCCAUGGAUUCAAAGGGGAUCACACAGCUCGCUCAAUGAACGCUAUAAAAGAAGCCCUUCUGAUGUCAGGAGCCUCCAACGUUGUGGUGAUGGACUGGAGUAUCUUGGCUGACGACCCCAGUGACUCCGCACUGACGGCGUACCACGAGGUGAGAGACAAAGGGGUAGCGGAGGCUGCUGCCCAGGCGGCUGCGUGGAUAAGCAUGGUCAUGGACAGCAAGAGUAUCAGCCCCGAAGACGUUCACCUGGUCGGCUUUAGUCUGGGAGCUCACGUAUCUGGGAUCAUAGGGCAUAACCUCAACAACUCACUAGGGAGAAUAACAGGUCUUGAUCCACCGAAAUUUGGAUACGAGAAGAUCCACAAACAGCAUCGCCUGGACAAGGGAGAUGCUAUGUUCGUCAACGCUAUUCAUACUUCCGGAGGAAUCCUUAGUUACACAGAGAAAGACCCCAUUGGACACGUAGACUUCUUUCCCAACGGAGAUACAGUUCCACAGAAGGGAUGUCCAUAUGAAAACCCCAUUGAUAUAAUUACUUGCAGCCAUUACAUGGCGUUCGCUCUGUUUGCCGAGUCGAUAUUCCACAAGAACGCUCUUAUCGCCACAGCUUGUGAUACCUGGGCGUCCUUCAACAAAGGUCACUGCAGCAACGGGACCCAAGCCCCCAUGGGGUACGCCACCCCUCCCACAACCAGAGGUAAGUUCUUCACGAGUACCAAGAGCAAACCUCCCUAUGGAGAAGAGGAUCCGGAGAAUCCCCUUCCAGACAACAUCAAAAGUCUCCUGGUUUACAACACCAGUGAGGCCUUCAUACAACCUAAGGACGUUGUCAACUUCCUAACACACAAAGACAAGAAGGACACCAGCAUGCCCUUAGCAGAUGAUCCAGGAGCUAGUGAUUCAGGGGUCAUGAAGGUCAAGGGGGGGUCAAAAACAACUACAACCCCAGAUCCUCCGGCGUUCCAAAACAGUGGAAGCAGCCUUUUGGCAGACGCUUUAGGCUUUAUAGCAACCUCUUUAGCAGGGUACGAGUUCGUUCAACUAUUGUGGAGCUGGUGGAGUAGCAGAUAGGGAUAAUGUUAGGAAAGAUGAAUUUUAGGAAAUUUUACUCGUGGUUGUGAUCAUGCCUUUUAAUUAGAUCAAGAAAUGAGUGUCUGUUACGGUUAAAACCGAAGAUACGGGAAACGUGAAUAUAAAGUGUAUUUUAAACUAUUUUUAAGUAUUUAUUUAAAGUGAUUCGAAUUUUUAAGUGUACUUUAAGUGCAUGGGUUCAAAAUACAACACAGCAAUCAUUUUCAAUAUUUUUCUCUGAAGAUUAAUCACGGAACUCCUAAGAGUAUUCAUGUCAUAUAUGCAUAAUUUGUUUUUAUUAACGAGUGGUCGUAAUGAUUUGUUAUGUGAUUGAGGGCUUGUACACACUAAACUUCAAACUUCAAAACUGUAAACUUAUCAAAACUUGUUAUCGAAGAUCAUGCUGAAAUAUAUGAAGAGAGACUUAAAUGUUCUAACAUGUCGAAUAAGCAUAUAUCUUGCUUAGCUUUAAUAAACUAAAACAUGGUUUAAGAUCUGGAUACAGAAAUUUAAAAUUCUGUUUUCUGAGAAAAUUGAAAUAUUUAACGAAUCGUCAUGGGGAACAUCCUGCUUCAAAUCCUCUCGGGUUUCCCCAUGACUUCCUCGUGUCAAAAUAUUAAAAUAAUACCCAUAUAAAAGGUCCGAGAUAUUAAGUGCCUUCUAAUAUUCGCAAUGAUAUCAAUUAUUUAAGAAGGGGACUCCACUAAGUGCGUAUUUUAACCCUAAUAUGAGUGAAGGAUAAGUGUGGUAUGAGAGGUGCGAUCUUGUAAUCUUGUUAGUUACUAAGGCCGACAUGUUCCUUAGUUCCUUAGGCACAGCUGUUAAUUAAUAGCUCAUACAGCUAAUAAACACUAAGAGACAUACAGUUUAUAGUGGAAUCUGGACAAAAUUUCAUCCUUGUACUUAACGAAUUGGUCCAAUUAUCAGGAUAGUUCUGCGGAUAGUCGUAGUCUCACUAGUGCUGGCGUCCACAUCAGGGAGCAUCGCAUUUUUUUUAAGAUACCACGUGUGUUAAAAUUAUUUAAAUAUGUGAUAUUUAAUGCUUAAUUUAUUCAGCCACAACUUAUCAUUUUCGGUUGCAAUAGAUGUAUGCUUUUUUUGUCCUUGUGCAAUUUCCUGCAUGAUAACAUCACAUUUCUAAUUAGUUGAUUUUGUAAGAAGCUGUAAGUAAUAUAACAAAUGAUAAUUCUCGUUCACAAUUCUGCUUCAAUAAAGCAUUGUGGAAAGGUAUUGAGAAGUGAUAGUCAAAGCAAUUAACCUUGAGAGUUGUAGGUUUUUCUCUCUAAGUCAAUAUGUUUUGACCUUUUGUCUUUCAUUUCACUGUAUUUCUUGACGAUAGAACAUGUUACCUCUAGUUGUAUGGUUAAAAUGUUCUAGUGCCUUACACGGUGUCUUUAUACAAUUUUAGCACAAAAAAGACUCUAAGUAUAAUAAGUUUAAUAGGAAUGAGCAGUAUUGAUGCUCAAAGCAAAAUGAACAAUCUUUUUUUACCAAAACUAAUCUUGCAAAUUUAUGAUAGUAACUGAAUUAGUCUACUUUUAAACCAAGACAAAAAAUAUUAUAUAAUAUUGAGGAUUCAGUGGCUGUUUAUAUUUCAGUUUUUAAAAGAAUUUUUUUUGUUCAUAUAGAGUUAAACAAAUUGUUUUUACCUUAUAAUUUUCCAACAAAAUCAUAUUUUUUUAUUAGUCAUGUGCUCAACUUCAUUGAUAAAAAAUUAUUGUGGUGAAAAUGUGAUUUUCUUGCGAUGGUCUUACUUGGUCUUACUUACUUAAUUUUAAUUUAUACCAUGACAAUUAAGUUAGCUGUAUUUUUAAGAAAAACAUUCAGAUAUUGACGAUUUGUACCCAUCCAGAUAGAAAUAUAGUUGCUGUAAUUGAAUCAUGUUAACAUAAAAAUGUGAUAGUAGUAAUUAAUGGUAAGAGUACAAACAUUCAAUAAACUACAUAAUUUCUUAUUCCAAAUUAUGAACAAAUGUAUUGGUACUUAUGGUGAAUAAAAUGUAAAAGUCCCAAAUAAUAACCUAACAUUUUUACUGCAAAAUGUUAUACAUUUAUUGUAUAAUGGUGUGUAAAUUAUUUGUUACCUUCUUCGAAAAUGUGUACAUAGCUAGGACAUAGGUAGUUUCACCAAAGAAUAUUUUGUAUAUAUUAAAAAAUUAAAAUAUG